This is a messenger RNA of Mesorhabditis spiculigera, 495 nucleotides long. Lineage: Eukaryota; Metazoa; Nematoda; Chromadorea; Rhabditida; Rhabditidae. The record is from the annotation of a GenBank genome assembly.
AUGGCCGCCACCGAGAUGCAAAUGUUGAGCACCGCGGCCGCGAUGCGGCACGCGCUCUCCGUGCUGCUGUCCAUCCAGCUGGGGCCGAUGGAUCUGCGUAAAGUCAUCGCCGAGCUGGAGCUGAAGCAGCGUGACGAAAGUGGAAUGGCGAGUCGAGUUGGGCUCGGAGAUGUCGGGCACCUGCUCGCGCGCUCCAAGUACGACUUCUACGCGCGUGAUGAUGGUGCUCGACCGCAAGCUCGAGCUCGAGAUGCGCGAUCGAUGCUCGCCUCGAUCCUGAUCCGCAUCGCCCUCUCCGACGUCUUCGGCGGCCAGUGCUCGAUUCUGGCGCUCGACGAGCCGACGACAAACCUUGACGUGCAAAAGUUGAUCAUCAUCACCCACGAUGAGAGAUUCGUCUCCACCCUCCGCCGCCAUGCUCGCCCCGAGAUUAUCUACCACGUGGCGAAGGACGUCAACGGGAAGAGCCGGCUGACCCAGGAGCGGAUGAACGCC